Molecule: messenger RNA, 2469 nt
Organism: Lodderomyces pseudojiufengensis
Lineage: Eukaryota; Fungi; Ascomycota; Pichiomycetes; Serinales; Debaryomycetaceae
Exons: 1
Coding region: 1-2469 (822 amino acids)
Source: RefSeq, a predicted model, not a curated record
AUGUUUAAGAAACAUCAAGAAUUACAAGAUAUUCAAGAUAAUCAUCAAUUAAAUAGAACAAAGUAUAAAAGAAGAGAUAUAAUACAAGAUAUUGAGAUUGAUCCAUUUUAUCCUUCUUAUUCAUCAACUUUUUUAUCAUCUUAUAAAUUACAACAACAACCUCAAAAAGAAAAUUUAAAACAAAGUAAAUCAUCAGAUUCUUUAUUAUUCUUUAAAACAAGUUCAAAUCAUAAUUAUACUCAUACCAACAACAAUAAAAGAAGACAAGAUAAUAAUAUAGAAGGUCAUUUAAGUAUAAGACAGAGUAUCUCAACUUUUUUACAAAGUAUGGGACAACAAAUUUCAAAAAAUGAUAAACAAUUUAAAAAUCAAAAUCAUCAAGAGUUAAUAAACUCCGAAAUCGCAUCAUCAACUAAUUCUUCAUUACAAAAUAAUUAUCAAGCAAAUAAUAAAUUAAAUAUUCAUAAUAUAUUAUCGAAAUCACAAUCUAAGUGUGAAAAUAAUACAUCUCCAAAACAACAACGAGAAGAUUCGAUAAUACGGGAUGAUUUAUCAUUAGUUCCAAUAUCUUCACCUCCAGAUGAACCUGUAACAUCAUCAAAUCAACCACAUUUUUCAUCACAAUUUUAUUUAAGUCCAAUAACUUCAAAUGAAUCAUAUAAUUAUUAUUCAGAUGAUGCUUCAAUGAUUGAUCCCUACCCUCAACAUCAUCAUCCUUAUUCUCAUCAUAAUCUUCAUACAGAAAUACACACCCAAAAUCAUUCACUUCAAAAAUUAGAUCAACCACUUUUACCAGAUAUAUCUCCUGCUUCAUCAUAUAGUGAUGAUGAUAACCAAAAUAAUAAUAAUAAUGAUAAUAUGGAUAUAGAAAUGAAAGAUCCUACAGAUUCAAGAAAAUCAUCUACUCAAUUACAUCAAUUUCAAAUUCAACCUUCACCAUUAUUAAAUUUACCAAUAGAAUUAUUAAUGAAAAUUUUAGAAUAUGUUUAUACAGAUAAUGAUAUAUCAUCAAUAAAUUCAAAUUUAGAAAAUUUUGCAAAUACAAUACCAUUAUUAUCAAAAAAAUUUCAUCAAUUAUCAUUAUGUUUUAUUUAUAAAUAUACAAUUUUCAAUCGACCUCAUUCAUUUGAUAAAUUUUUAUAUAAUUUGGAAAUAAAUCCUAUAAUUGGAAAAUAUGUUGAAUUUAUGGAUUUUCAACAAUUUACUUCUAUUGGAUUAGGUAGAACUGGUAGAAUGAAUCAAGAAAUUCAAAUGGUUACUUCAAAAACUAUAACUCAUGCAUUAACAAUGACUCCAAAUCUUAUAGAAUUUUUAGCAAGUGAAAAUAUUCAAGAUGAUAUUGAUGUAAAUGUAUUAGAUUUAUUAUUUAAUAAAAUGAAAAAAUUAAAAGUUAUUGAUUUAUGUGGAGCAAGUUCAACUGAAUUAUCAAUAGCAUUUAAUGAAUUAAAUUUAAACAAUGAAAAUAAAUCAAUUACAAAAUUAUCAUUACAUGAUUGUUCAAAUUUAUCAUCAAAUAUUUUAGAAAAAAUAUUAAUAAAUUUACCAAAUUUAAAAAGAUUAGAUUUAACUCAUACACAAAUAAAUUCAUCAACUUUAUUAAAAUUAUCAACAAACAUCAGAUUAACUCAUUUAAAUUUAUCAAAAUGUUCAAAAUUAACAACAAAAGAUUUAAUAAAUUUUUUAACUAAUCAUCCAGCAAUUAAACAUGGAAGUCUUCAAUGGUUAAAUUUACAAAUUGAUUCAAAUGUAAUAAGUCCAUUAAGUGAUGUUUAUUUAUUAUAUACUUUAAAACAUUUAAAUGCUCCAAAUUUAAAAUAUUUAAAUAUUGGAGGAAUGCCAAUAAAUUCAAGAAUAUUAUUUACAAUAAAAGAAAAAUUUCCACAACUUGUAAGUUUAAAUAUAAGUCAUGCAAAUAUAACUUUGGACGAAUUGAAUGAAUUUAUGAUUAAUAAUAAAAAUAUUGAAUAUUUAGAUUUAACAAAUAUAAAAUCAUUAAAUAAAAAUUUAAAAACUUUUUUAAAAUUAAAUUUUAAUUCAAAUUUAAAAUCAAUUGAAUUUGAUUAUAAAUCUUUAUAUGAUUAUACAUCAAAUGGAGAAUAUUUUAAAAUUUUAAAUGAUUAUGGUGGUGGUGAAUUAAUAAUUCAAGAUUCUUCAAAAUUAAUACCUCAAAUUUGGAAAUUUUAUGAUAAUGAAGGAAGAAGAAGUUGGAUAUAUAAAAUAUCAGAAUCCGAGCUCAAGAAAGCAAACAAGGGCAAUCUAGUCUACUAUGAUUUAGAAACUGGUAACAAAAUUAUAACAAAAAUCAAAAAACCAAAUUUUUUAAAAUUUGUUUCUAGAAAAAUUAAUUGUUCAAUUGGUUAUUAUAAUUUAAAUUCAUAUAAGCAAAAAGAAAAUGAUGAUGAAGAUAUUUGGCCUGUUGAAUUUAGUCAGAGAGGGAUUUAUAAUUAUUAUUCUUUGAAUGUUAAGUGA